Messenger RNA from Megalops cyprinoides (Indo-Pacific tarpon), 3883 nucleotides. Its product is annotated as rho guanine nucleotide exchange factor 26-like. NCBI's taxonomy places the organism in Eukaryota, Metazoa, Chordata, Actinopteri, Elopiformes, Megalopidae. The record is from RefSeq and is a predicted model, not a curated record. Gene Ontology annotation, molecular function: guanyl-nucleotide exchange factor activity; protein binding. Bases 301 to 3015 code for a protein of 904 amino acids. Gene Ontology annotation, biological process: activation of GTPase activity. The transcript has 16 exons.
CGCUCAGCUAAAGUGCGCUCUCCUAGUCCGCGGGGUGCACCGAGAACGCGGGGAAAGUGGAUAGAGACCGCAUUGGAACUACAGCCAGAAGAAAAUUAAUUGAUUCAGUAACGAUAAACUACUGGGAACUACCUCUGAAAUUGGAAACAACUAAGGAUAAUGACCCGAGUUGGCCGCUAAACUUAGAGGGGAAAAAAGUUUAACUAGGGCGUCAUCACAGCCAAUGGUGGGAUUGCAAGGCAUGCCUUUUGAGUACCUUGGAUUAGACGUGGAUCUGCUGUGAUUGUCAGAGGACGCGCUAUGGAAGGCGGGAAUGAGGUGGAUCUUUCCAAUAACAAUAUUAUUCCACGGUGGAAAAGACGGUCAGCUAAUGUACCGGACUCUAGCAAGCCCAAACCAAGACCUUUCAGCUACCAGACUGAUGGUGUUUUAAUGACAGACUUUCCUGUAGAGGAUAAAUGCGUCUACACCCUGACUCAACCUGCUGAGAAGAUCAUGCCCUCGCCGAACAAAACUGUGGUUCUGAAGCAUGUUCUGAACAAGCCUACUCGCAAGACGCGGGUUGUCAGGAGCAUUAGCAUUGGACAUUUGUCCAAUGCACGGUUCUCUCUGUCCAAGUUCAAGUCAGACAGCGACAAGCCUGCAGUUGACAACCAAGUGUACCACACUGCUGGUGGAACCCAUAACGGCAAUGGGAGGACCCGCUGGGAGGACAGACACCCACCUGGUGACCGUCAGAGGGAUCUUCAAAAGAGACUGUCCAGCCCAAUCACCUUGACUUCUCAGACAGAUCAGAUCGUUUUUGGCUCCAGUCCACCAGAAACGCCUCGCUGGAAAACCAGCCCUCCACCCAAUCGCAACAAAAACCACCUGUCCCUCUCCAAACAGCGCUUAGAAGCCCUGGAACGCCCCCCUGUUCUUCGCACUCCAUCUGAUCCCCUCCUGCCCUGCACCCCCUCUGAUUCAAACUCACCCUGCUCUUCCUCACCUUGUACCCCCUCUGACUCUCCCUCUCCCCACACCCCCUCUGAUUCCCCCCUGUCCUGCACCCCUUCCAACUCACUUUCGCCUCUCACUCCCCACCCCUCCAUUGUCCUGAGCACCAAUAGCCCAGCUGCCCUGAAAAUGGGCACCCAGCAGCUCAUCCCCCGAGGCCUGGCCUCCGAUGUGCGGCUCAACAAGGCCGCCCACGGGAACCACGGCAGCGUGAACCUGCUGGAGCCCAGCAAACGGCCACCACGGGCUGUGAGCAUGGUGGAGACUGGCACCUUCUUCUCCACAGGGGGGGAUGGUGAUGGUGACAAUGACAGCCCUGGAACACUGAAGAGGGGGCUCCGAUCCACCUCCUACCGCAGGGCAGUGGUCAGUGGGGUGGACCUGGACAAUGACCAUAAGUCCCAUCGCCUAUCCCAGUCAGUGCUGAGAGGAGUGCCAGGAGACAAGGAGUGGCCGGCCAGCCCUGGGAAGGGCAAGCAUAAGGAGAAGAAAGGACUGCCUACACAGAGAACAUUUGACAGUGAAGAUGAGGUUCUGUACCAGAACUAUAAAGAGAAAGCACUGCACAAUGAUUCUGAUGAGGAUGCAGAGUCAAGGGAACCAAAGCCUGAUGACCGCAUUGUGGUUCAGUACAAACCCAUUCGAAUCUCCUGGAGCCAGCUCAGUGUGGUUAAAAGGAGUGGAGUAUGUCAGAACUUAUCCCAGGAGGAGCGGAAAAGACAAGAGGCCAUCUUUGAGGUCAUCUCCUCAGAGCACUCCUACCUACACAGCCUGGAGAUCCUGAUCCGGAUGUUCAAGAACUCAGAGGAGCUUAGAGACACUAUGACAAAAACUGAGCACCACCACCUCUUCUCCAACAUCGUUGACGUGUGCGAGGCCAGCAAAAAGUUCUUUAGUGAUCUGGAGGAAAGGCAUCAGCAGAAUGUCCUCAUUGAUGACAUCAGCGACAUUGUUGCCAAGCAUGCCAAGUCAACCUUUGACCCCUACGUGACGUACUGCUCCAAUGAGGUGUACCAGCAGCGGACACUACAGAGGCUGGUCACCAGGAGUCCAGCCUUCAAGGAGGUUCUGAUCCGGAUCGAAGGCCACACGGACUGUCGGAACCUGCCCAUGAUCUCCUUCCUUAUCCUGCCCAUGCAGAGGGUGACCCGCCUCCCGCUCUUAAUGGAUACCAUCUGUCAGAAGACGCCCAAAGACUCCGUCCAUUACAACACCUGCAAGGGGGCACUUCAGUCCGUCAGCAAGCUGGUACGUCAGUGUAAUGAAGGGGCCCGAAGAAUGGAGAGGACAGAGAUGAUGUACACCAUCAACUCUCAGCUGGAGUUCAAGAUCAAGCCCUUCCCCUUGGUCUCCUCAUCCCGGUGGAUGGUGAAAAGAGGAGAGCUAACGGCUUUUGUGGAGGAGAACGGCAUCUUCCUGAAGCGCACCUCACGACAGCAGGUCUACUUCUUCCUCUUCAAUGACGUCCUCAUCGUCACCAGGAAGAAGAGUGAGGACAGCUACACUGUGAUCGAUUACGCUCUGCGGGACCAGAUCUGGGUGGGACCAUGCCAGGCAGAGGACCUCAACCUCUCCCCAGUCAGGACCACGGCAGGCAUGCUGACCUCGCGGCAGAGCAUGGCCAGUCACCUGUUCCGCCUCAAGUUCCGCAGCAACUAUUCGAGAGAGAAGGUGCCCAUGAUCCUCGGCGCAGAGCUUCUGAAUGAGCGAGCUCGCUGGAUUAGUGCCCUGGGACAGAGCAACAGUGACAGGAAGAAUGCAGACAGAACCAAUGUGAUGCAGGUGGAAAUUACGAGGACAUACACAGCCAAGCAGCCAGACGAGCUGUCACUUCAGGUGGCUGAUGUAGUGCUGGUUUCACAAACUGUGGAAGAUGGCUGGUAUGAGGGCGAGCGUCUUCGAGAUGGGGAACGAGGCUGGUUCUUGGCUGAGUGUGCCCAGAGGAUCACCUGUCAAGCCACCAUCGAGAGGAACAUGCAGAGAAUGGACCGCCUCCAGGGGCUGGAGACCAAUGUGUGAGCUGAAUCCACCCACAAACCACAGAUAAUCACUCCCACCAAGCACUCUCUCUGCUCAGACUCUCCUCCUUAGGCUUUUGAAGGAUUGUACAUAGCUCCUGCAACCAAGUCUUGAAGAACUUUCCACGUAUCACAAAUAGGGCCUGCAGGGUCAUAAUUCAAGACCUUGCUGUACUGACUACUGUGUGAAAUGGGCAGAUUCACUGAGAUUUUUAAAUUUCUUACAAAGGGACAAAUGAAACAAAUUCUUUUUUAUAGCCUAUAUGAUUUUCUUUGUACAAAAAUAUGGCUAAUGUACAUUUUUUUUUGUAUGUUUGAGUAUACUCAUAAUUUCUGAAUGCAAGCUACCCUCAGGGGUCCAAACAGAUGAAAAAUUUAAUGGUUGUAUUAAUAUGUAAUUGAUGGUGAGAAGGCUGUAUGAUGACUGAAAAGGGCCAAAGAGUGAACUGAUGUAAUGUCAAACGUGGAAAAUCUCUGUACCUCUAACAAUGUACUAAUGUAUCAUUAGAAAUAUUCUGACAUUUUAGACAAACGAGAAUGAAGAAAUGGUAUUUUUGUUAUAAAACUGGAACACAGGGGUCCAACACAACUGUAAGAAAUGACAAGCUGUCACAAGCUGUAUAAUUGAUCUGAGCUAUCGAAAUCAAACUUCAGUAAAAUUAUAGUAGUAUGCAUACUCUGUCAUGAAACUUUGUGUAACACAAUGCAGAAGACUGAUUAUUCUCAAUAUUUCAUCUAAAGUAAUCUGCACUCAGGGAAAAUGUAUACAAACAAUGAUUGUAAAUCACAAUGUAAAUAUGUAUCAGAUAAUGUAUUUUUAAACAGACAAUCGUGAUCUAUACAGUUUUUAUCCCCAAUACUGGUGAAUA